Molecule: messenger RNA, 3035 nt
Organism: Cannabis sativa
Lineage: Eukaryota; Viridiplantae; Streptophyta; Magnoliopsida; Rosales; Cannabaceae
Product: pentatricopeptide repeat-containing protein At5g65570
Exons: 1
Coding region: 74-2236 (720 amino acids)
Biological process (GO): RNA modification
Molecular function (GO): RNA binding; protein binding; zinc ion binding
Source: RefSeq, a predicted model, not a curated record
GCCUGUUUGGCAUUGAGUUUUACUGCUGCAAAGACUAGAAGAACAUGAAGCAAUAAACUUCAAAAAAGGCAAAAUGAUGAUGGUUGGAUUGGCCAAGCUCUUGAAUUUGGCCAUCACCAUUAAUAAUACCAAUCUACUAAUCAUCAACCACUGUAGAUUCUUGACUUUCAUUGUACAAAACUCCAUUAAUGAACCCUCAUUCAACAACACAAGUAUGUGUUCUUUGAUUCAACAAUGUAUAGAGAACAAGUCCUUAACCAAAGCCAGAAUGGUCCACGCUCAUGCUAUAAAGUUUGGGCUUUUAGGUCUCAACGUAGGGAAUAAGCUCACUGAUGCUUACCUUAAGUGUGGUUGCAUUGUUGAUACACGCAAACUGUUCGAUGAAUUGCCUCAAAGGUAUUUAAUUUCAUGGAAUUCAAUGAUUUCUUAUUACAUUGGUCAGGGCAAGUGUAAGGAAGCUAUUUUGUUGUGUAAAAGGAUGGUUUCAGAGGGUGUUCUACCUGAUAAUUUCACAUUCUCAAGUGUUUUCAAGGCUUUUUCUGAACUGGGUUUUGUUAAUGGAGGGAGGGAAGCUCAUGGGAUGUCUAUUGUUUUGGGUUUGGAGGUUUUAAACAAGUUUGUUGGUUCAGCCAUUGUUGAUAUGUAUGCAAAGUUUGGAAAGAUGAAGGAAGCUCAUGUAGUGGCAGACCGGGUUAUGAGCAAAGAUGUGGUUUUGUUAACAGCUUUGAUUGUUGGUUACACUCAGCAUGGUGAUGGCGAAAAAGCUCUAAAGGUUUUCGGGGAAAUGAUUCGCCAAGGAAUUAAUGCGAAUGAGUAUACUUUUGCAAGUAUCUUGAUCACUUGUGGAAAUGUUGAGGAUUUAAGUAUAGGUAAGUUGGUUCAUGGUCUUAUGGUGAAAUCUGGACUUGAAUCAGUUGUGGCAUCGAAAACUUCACUUCUUACUAUGUAUUCUAGAUGUGGUUUGAUUGAUGAUUCACUAAAAGUUUUCAACAACUUCUUGUGUCCUAAUCAGGUAACUUGGACCUCCCUAUUAGUAGCUCUUAUCCAAAAUGGGAAAGAAGAGGUAGCUUUGUCUAAGUUCAAAGAGAUGAUUAGUAGUUCUGUUCUUCCCAACUCUUUUACAUUAUCUAGUGUUCUUCAGGCAUGUUCUAGUCUUGCAAUGCUUGAGUUAGGAAAACAAAUUCAUGCUAUGGUUAUGAAAUUUGGAUUGGAUAGAGAUAAAUAUGCAGGUUCUGCUGUUGUUAAUUUGUAUGGGAAAUGUGGAAGUACCGAAAUGGCAAGGUCUGUCUUUGAUGCUUUAGUUGAAUAUGAUGUGGUGUCCAUGAAUUUCAUGAUAUACAGCUAUGCCCAGAAUGGUAUUGGUCAUGAAGCAAUUAAAUUGUUUCAUAAGAUGAAAGAAUUGGGCCUUGAACCAAAUGAAGUAACAAUUUUGAGUGUUCUAUUAGCAUGUAACAAUGCAGGGUUGGUUGAAGAAGGCUGUCAGUUAUUUGAUUCCAUUAAGAACAAUCAACGGUUUGAAUUGACUAGAGAUCACUAUGCUUGCAUGGUUAAUCUGCUCGGGCGUUGUGGGAGACUUGAAGAGGCUGAAGUGUUGGUAAAACAAGUCAGAAAUCCAGAUUUGGUUUUAUGGAGGACACUUCUGAGUGCUUGUAAGAUCCACGGAGAGGUGGAGAUGGCCGAGAGAGCUCUAAAGCAAGUGCUUGAUCUCUCCCCGGACGAUGAGGGGACUCACGUCCUCAUGUCAAAUCUUUAUGCCUCAGCUGGUAAUUGGAGCCAAGUUAUUGAGAUGAAAAGCACAAUGAGAGAAAUGAAGUUUAAGAAGAAUCCUGCAAUGAGCUGGGUUGAGAUUGAUAAGGAGGUUCACACUUUCAUGGCUGGAGAUUGGUCUCACCCGAGUUCUAAAGAGAUACUUGAUACAUUAGGAUGUUUGAUUGAGAAGGUAAAGAUUUUGGGUUACAUUCCUGAUACAAGAUUCGUGUUGCAAAACAUGGAUGAGGAGGAAAAAAAGAGGUCUUUAUAUUACCAUAGUGAGAAACUGGCCAUAGCCUUUGCACUGCGGAAGACUAAUAACAAAACUACUACUAUCAGACUUUUUAAGAACCUUAGAGUUUGUGGGGACUGUCAUUCAUGGAUAAAAUUUGUCUCUAAAGCUGUUGGAAGAGAAAUCAUUGCUCGAGAUGCCAAAAGAUUUCAUCAUUUUAAAGAGGGCUUAUGUUCCUGUGGAGAUUAUUGGUGAAUCCAUAUUGAGAUAUUUUGUGAUUGAAUUUCCUAAUACUUGUUACUCUUUGAUGUAGAUUAAUGUCCCAUAUCAAGCUACUUAGAAAUGAGACACAGAUGCCAUUAUCAGUGACUAAGCAAACAUUUGGAAUGUAAGAAAUAUUUGAUAGUCUGUAAUAUGAUAUUGCCAUUAGGAGAGACCAAUCAGUUGGUGCUGCGGUUCUUCGCAGUGACCAGGCUGAAAUCAUCAAGAUCUGGCUUCGGAACCUUUGGCAUUUGGAUGGCACAUUAGCUGAAGCAGCUACAAUUUGCAAAACAGCAGAAAUCCUUGGAGCCAAGGCUAGAAUCAACAUUAUCUUCCAAUCUGAUUUGAAGACAGUGGUAGAUGAGUUCAAGCCGUGUCUUCAGCCCACCAAAAGUGUUCCUUUGGAAGCCUUGAAGAGUAACUUUGUGGCUCGUGAUCUUGCGCGCUGGGCCUGCAGCAAUUCCCUUAGAGGCAGAUUAGAGCUUCAACAGGUGACAGCUAAAGUGUUCCGCGACUAUGAGGAGUUUAAUUCUAUCUGGGUGUCUCUUCUUCCAUUGUUUUUCUUAGUUUUCUUGUUGCUGUUGUAGUUUUUCAUCAAAAAAGAAAACAGUAAAAAAAAACUCCCAAUUCUCUAUGAACUUGGGUUCUCCUGGCCAUAUUUUUGGUCUUUUCAAUUCGAUCAUAAAAAAAAAUACACCCAACAUUUUAUUUCAAUCUUGUCAAAAUUAUAUAAUGCAACUACACAUCUGAAUUAUGACAAGUACUAAUAUUAGUAAUUACAUAAUUAUAUAUA